UCCUCCUCCCGCCGCCGCUGUAGCGGCCGGCAGAGCAGUGCAUUGUGGAGGCUGAGCGCGCUGCGGCUGCUGGAGCUACGGCCCGGGGAUCGCGCGGCGGGGAGCUGUCCGAGGUGCUGACCGUCCCGGCCCGUGCGCCCAUCUGCUCUCAUCUGACCCCUCCAAGUUCUGGCCUUUCUCCCAACCCUCCGUCUGACCGUCUAUUCUCCUCACUUAGGGGCGUAGCGGCUGGAGGAAAUCAUGGUGUUCGUUCCAGGUGAGACACCUGGGAGCGAGCCCGAAGAGGUGAAGCUGCAGAAAGCCAGCAAACAGAUUGUGCAGAAUGCCAUCCAGCAAGCCGUGCAGCAAGUCUCCCAGGAGAGCCGGCAGAGGGGCGAGAGAGCCCGUGACAGCCGGGGCAGCCUCCAGCUGGGCGUCGGGGAAUUAACCAAGAAGCAUGAAAAGAAGUAACGCCACGGAUUUGGUUUUUGUCACCUGCUUGGUUUCCAGCCUUCCUCUUAGUAUAGGAUGCGUUGCCAAAAUGUUGCCAGUAAAGCAAACCAAAGUGUCGUUGGCACCUAGCAGUAGAACGAAUUCGCGCUAGCCCUGGGCCGAGAUGCACUGUUUUGAAAAAGUACGUUAGAUGAUUCUGUUUAUAUUAACGCAGUGCCUCUGAAACAGAGUGGGGCCAAACAGGACAGGGUAAUUGCAAAAGUAGUUUUGCAGCACAGGUUAUUUUUAUGGUUCUUCCCCCCCCCAAAGAUUCUGUCUUGUUUAUUUACUUUGGCUUUUUAUGUACCUUUCUGUGAGUUUAACCAGCAUCCUUUUUGCUGAAAUACUGAGUGCGGUACUGUGUUCUUUAUAAUAUUUUAAAAAGAUAUGCCGGAAAGGCGAAGUAAUGGAGUUUGUCAACUUCAGAUGUGGAAUGGAAGGCUUCAC
Molecule: messenger RNA, 918 nt
Organism: Ailuropoda melanoleuca (giant panda)
Lineage: Eukaryota; Metazoa; Chordata; Mammalia; Carnivora; Ursidae
Gene: AKAIN1
Product: A-kinase anchor inhibitor 1
Exons: 2
Coding region: 241-450 (69 amino acids)
Source: RefSeq, a predicted model, not a curated record